GCAUCUUCUUCCUGUUGAUUUCAUUUGUUUAGAGAGAGAAAGAGCGAAGCGGAAGAGAGAGAAGGGGAGAGAGAUUGCAGAGAAGAGCACCUGUCGUUCUCUUCCUCAGACGACUCAGAUUGCUGGAAGCCGAUACUUGGCGUCUUCUUCUCAUCACUUUCAACGCUUUCUGAGACAACCACGAAGAAAUCAAAUGCAACCUUCAAUCAAUCUCUUACUCACUGCGCCACCACUUCUGUAAUUAUCUCUUCUUCUUCUUCUUCUGCUGCUGCUGCUUCUUCUUCUUCUUCUUCAUUCCUUCCAUGGCUGCUUUUGCUGUUGCAUCUCCUCUUUGUACUUGGCUUGUAGCCGCUUGCAUGUCCGCUAGUUGCUUCAAGGACCAUUCCUUCAAUGCCCCUAUCCGUCAUUCUUCCAAGAGAUCGACAUCCACCUCUAAGAGGAAGGCGCUGUCCAAAUGUUGCAGUUUUAGCUCCCAAUUCAAUGCUGGAUUGAUUUCUUCCUUCCGUGGAUUCAAUAUUCAUGACCUCAUGAACUCCUGCCUCGCUUUCGAGCCUUGCGAUGACUACUGUAACAGUGGCUUUUCUCUUUCUUCUUUCUCCUCCUUAGGUAACAAUGGCUUCUCCUCACUUUUUGGACCUAAGACUCUCCCCGCCAACCGCCGGCAUAGGCGUGCGAAUCGGGCUUUGCGUUCAGGUGAGACCGUCGCCAUAGCUGUUCAUCCAGCUGAAGAUGUGAGAACCAAAAAGAAACACCAUACAAAACAAAGAAGAGUAGUUGUCACUGGAAUGGGUGUGGUGACGCCUUUGGGGCAUGAUCUUGACGUCUUCUACAACAAUUUGCUUGAGGGUGUCAGUGGAAUUAGUGAGAUAGAGGCAUUUGAUUGUUCCCAAUUCCCCACGAGAAUUGCUGGCGAGAUUAAGACUUUCUCCACUGAUGGAUGGGUCGCACCAAAGUUCUCUAGGAGAAUGGACAAAUUUAUGCUUUACGCGCUUACUGCUGGCAAAAAAGCCCUGGAGGAUGGUGGAAUUACAAAAGAGCUUAUGGAAGAGUUGGAUAAAACUAAAUGUGGAGUACUGAUUGGUUCAGCAAUGGGAGGCAUGAAGGUCUUUAAUGAUGCAAUUGAAGCACUGCGAAUUUCAUACAAGAAGAUGAAUCCUUUCUGUGUUCCAUUUGCUACGACAAAUAUGGGUUCUGCCAUGCUAGCUAUGGAUCUGGGAUGGAUGGGCCCAAACUAUUCAAUUUCUACUGCCUGUGCUACGAGCAACUUUUGUAUACUAAAUGCAGCUAAUCACAUAAUUAGAGGCGAAGCUGAUGUAAUGCUCUGCGGAGGUUCAGAUUCAGCAAUCAUACCCAUUGGUUUGGGAGGUUUUGUUGCUUGCAAUACGCUUUCACAAAGGAACAGUGAUCCUACCAAAGCUUCACGGCCUUGGGAUAUUAAUCGUGAUGGAUUUGUUAUGGGGGAGGGAGCUGGAGUUUUGCUUCUAGAAGAAUUAGAACACGCUAAGCAACGAGGUGCCCAAAUCUAUGCAGAAUUUCUUGGUGGAAGUUUCACGUGUGAUGCUUAUCACGUGAUCGAACCACACCCUGAUGGGGCCGGUAUUUUUCUCUGCAUUGAGAAGGCAUUAGCUCAGUCUGGAGUAUCCAAGGAAGAUGUGAAUUACGUAAAUGCACAUGCAGCAUCUUCACCAGGUGAAGACAUUAAAGAAUAUCAAGCUCUCGUACAUUGUUUUGACAAGAACCGUGAGUUAAGAGUGAACUCCACAAAGUCUAUGGUUGGUCACCUACUAGGGGCGGCAGGUGCUGUCGAGGCUGUUGCCACCAUACAGGCCAUAAGAACAGGAUGGAUCCAUCCAAAUAUUAACUUAGAAAACCCAGAUGUGGGCGUGGACACAAAUGUACUCGUGGGCCCAAAGAAAGAAAGAUUGGAAAUCAAGGUCGCACUGUCUAACUCCUUUGGGUUUGGCGGCCAUAAUUCGUCCAUCCUAUUUGCCCCGUACAAAUGAAACCCUGAAAAACUUAAACGGGAGUUGUUCAGCUUAAUGCUUACAAGUUGCCGACUGUUGUGGGUUAUUCACCGUGGUCCAAUGAUUGUUCCGCAAGACAUACAGCAACACAAAUUGGUUGGCCGUCCAAUCACUUGUGAUCGAGCAGAACUUAGGCCAAAGAUCGCCUGGUAAACAUUAUAACAUUUUCUGAACAGUUGUGUAGUACUAUGUUGAUUUUGAGGAAUUUAGUAGCUUCUACAGCGUUGAUAAACAAGCCAUUUUGCUCUGCUAUAUUUUCCAUGGAGAUACACUUUAAUUGUCCUAAUCAUAUGCAUUAUAUAACAUUUUGGAGGCUAAAUGAUUUUGAUUUA
This is a messenger RNA of Cucurbita maxima (winter squash), 2356 nucleotides long. RefSeq names its product 3-oxoacyl-[acyl-carrier-protein] synthase II, chloroplastic-like. Gene Ontology annotation, cellular component: chloroplast stroma. The record is from RefSeq and is a predicted model, not a curated record. Gene Ontology annotation, biological process: fatty acid biosynthetic process. The coding region runs from base 303 to 2003 and encodes 566 amino acids. Gene Ontology annotation, molecular function: 3-oxoacyl-[acyl-carrier-protein] synthase activity. The transcript has 14 exons. NCBI's taxonomy places the organism in Eukaryota, Viridiplantae, Streptophyta, Magnoliopsida, Cucurbitales, Cucurbitaceae.